Penicillium vulpinum is the source of this 1005-nucleotide messenger RNA. RefSeq lists its product as uncharacterized. The transcript has a single exon. The record is from RefSeq and is a predicted model, not a curated record. Lineage: Eukaryota; Fungi; Ascomycota; Eurotiomycetes; Eurotiales; Aspergillaceae. The coding region runs from base 1 to 1005 and encodes 334 amino acids.
AUGUAUUAUCGCACUUUACCUUCUAGGAAGAAACGUGAAGGACGCAAGUCUGACCCGCGCCAACUCAAUCCUCAAAUAUCCACGCUGUGUCCAGAGCUCAUCGACGUCAGCGUUGAUAGUGCCAGUUCCAUGAUUGAGAAGAUCAACUCGGAUUACCCUUGCAGACACUUGCCUUUCCAAAGCACUGGUGACCAGAUCGAGCUUCUGAGGCUCGAGGCGUCGCGUCUAAAGAUGAUGGGUUCCACGGACUCCAGGUCUAAUCCAGCAAAUGAGACGUCUGCUCAGCGUCCGACCUCCGUGUUGUCUCAAGCCUUGAGUUCCAAUGGAGAGCCUGGUCCCACCGUCCCAAACUCGAUGCGAACCUCCAUGCGACCCCGUACUGCAGUCCUGAGCGAAAGUCAAAUCAGUGUUCUCGACCUUGGCCCCAGUCUGCACUCUACCCAUCUUUUAGCUCGAGCCUCUCGUCGCAACUUAACCUCUGGAAAUACUCCUAACGGAACCGGCCUCGCCCGUACCACUGCACCAAACUUUAUGCCAGGGCCUGGCAGCGACACUUCGGACAGACCACUUGAACACCGCCUCCAGACAGAUGAGCUUGAAUCUGUUGCUCUCACCUCCGCAAGUGGCUCCGUUAACAACGAGUUCCCUCUGCGCCUACGUCAACGCCGCCAGAACCGACCCAACAUCACUCUACCCAACCCCCAGGAGCUACGACCUAAUCGCGUCAACCGUGCAUCCACCUUCAGUGAGCCUCGUGGUUUGAGAAAUCGAGCUGGCUCUGACGGCAGCCCUACUUUCUUCGCCGACGAGUCCAGUCGCCGAAUUCACUCGCUUUCUGUUCCACAAUCUCCCCGAUCUCCAUCCCUCCCGCCCCAGCCAGCUCUACUGCGUUCUCAGAGCUCAUUUAAUGGAAUGGAUCCGGCCUUUUCAGCUAUGCGCAACGCAGAGCGAGCGAGGCGAAUGGCACGCGACGCUGCAGGUUCUCGGGAUGCCGAUCGAAACUGA